Molecule: messenger RNA, 4665 nt
Organism: Xyrichtys novacula (pearly razorfish)
Lineage: Eukaryota; Metazoa; Chordata; Actinopteri; Labriformes; Labridae
Source: the annotation of a GenBank genome assembly
AUGGCAUCAGAGGCUGCGGUCUCUGCUAUCAGCAGCAGGAAGGACUACUACUGGCUUCGCUCUGUCUUAGCUGGAGGUAAGCUCUUAAACAUCUGCCUGUUGCACCAGUGUCAGGUCUGUGAUGGUGUGAGGAAAGGGACAUUAUUAAACAUUUUUUACUGCAGACGAGGUAGUUCUUCUGCCUUAGUGUCUCAGUCUGAUUGCAUUUCCAUGAGUAAAUGAUCAAUAAAUGUUCUUCCUUGAGCUGCGUCACCCCUCAGCAGUAGAUGGACUCGUCCAGAGGUCUCCAUACAAACAAGCAGCUGCUGGAAGAGAGAGGUUGAGUCUCUUUGUUAAAGAAAUCAUGCAAAGUUAAAAAGAUGUUUGGUGGCUAAUACUAUGGCUGGGACCAUGUACUGUUGAUGACGUUAGGUGCUGUUCUGAGCAUUAUUUGUGGCUAUAGAGUGGCGUUUUGGUUGAGCGCGUGGCUCUCUGUAUUGCUAUCUGCGGUCGUCACUAAAGUUGGUAUAACUAGAGAAGCAAGCGGUCGGCAACAUUCAUCUCUCGUCGGGGUGUCUAACUCUGUGUUACGGUGUGUUUGACCCUAACUUAAUUUUAUGCUGGAAUAUCCCUUUAAAUGGUUAUGCAUUGUUAAAUGAAGCUGUCUCACAAUCAGAAGGUUGGGGGUUUGACCCCCUACUGUCCAAAUGCUGAAGUGUCCUUGGGCAAGACUCUUGACCCCACCUGUCCCUGCUGGUUGUGAAUGGGAAUGUCCUAAAACAGAUGGAUUCUAUACAUAGAAGCUUCUGCCAUCAGUGUGUGCAUGUGGUGUGUAUGGGUGACUGUGAUAUGGAACGUGAGAGCGCUUUGAGUGGUCAGAAGCACUAUAUAAAGAUAGUCAUUUUACCAUUUUAACCUGCAUUUGUAGAUGCAGCAAUAAAUUGUGUUCACAUGCAAUGGAUUCUUGGUGUGAUUUUGAGUCCAUGUAGUGAUUUCUAGUGAAGAGGCAUGUCUGGUUUUAAUGCAGAGUUGCUCCUGAUUCUGUGAAUCUUUUAAUGAGUGUUUUUAACCCUUUGUGAUUAAAUCCUCAAAUUUCUUUGAGGAUUCAGGAAGAUUUCCUCACACCGUCUCUCACAAAGUGCUGAAUCUCUUUCAAGCAUAACUUCUGAGAGAAUUAGCCUCUCCAUAGUGCCAUUUUUAUACUCAGUCAUGUUACUAAGCUGCUGCAAAUUAAUGAGAUAUAUUCCUGCAGGGUUUUUUUGGCAUUGCACAACUUUUCAGGUGUUUUCCACUUGUACCAACUGUUGUAAAACAUGUUACUGGCAUCAAAUGUUGUGAUUUUUCAGAAAACAGUUUGAUUUGUUGUCUUUGCAUUAUUUACUACUGAAUAAAUGUGUGUUCUUUAAGCGUAUUCUGUAAACAGCUAUUACAUUGAAGGCUGGUUAGCCGUAAAAUAGGCCUGCUCAUAAAACUAGUUCUUUCUUGUCCAUUUUGAAUUAGCUCUUCUCCAUAAAAAACAGGCUGAAUUUAAAGUCUUAUUUGACACUAUAUUUUGACAUCAUUCUUUGUUCAUAGAAGAGAAAUAAUGAUACUUGAUGGAAUGUCUGAGCCAUAGUUUGUCAUUUUUUCCUCUGUUUCAUCAUGUAGUGUAUGAAUGGCCUAAGAUUAUAAAAAGUCACAGGUCAUUCGGAUGAGAUUGAUUAUGAUAAAUGUUGAUAUCUUGUUUUUCUGCAUUUGCUUUAGGUGUUGCAGCAUGCUGCGCAAAAACCACCAUCGCUCCUCUGGACAGAGUCAAGAUUCUUCUCCAAGCACAGAACCCCCAUUACAAACAUUUAGGUAAAACAUCCGCUGACUGAUAUUCAGUGAGUGUUUGUUCUUCACAUGUCUGUGCCACACAGCUGAGGCUUGUGAUUACUCUUUGCAGGAGUUUUUUCCAUCCUCAGAGCUGUGCCCAAAAAAGAGGGCUUCAUCGGUUUGUAUAAGGGUAAUGGGGCCAUGAUGAUCAGGAUAUUUCCAUAUGGAGCCAUCCAGUUUAUGGCCUUUGACAAAUACAAGAAGGUACUUGACAAUCCUUAUUGUUGAAUAAAAUGUAAAGUGAUGUUGUUGUUUUGUGUACAAAGAUCUUGUGGAGCUAAUGGAGGUUCUUUUACAGCUGCUAAGCACACAGAUUGGGAUCUCAGGACACAUCCAUCGCCUCAUGGCUGGAUCUAUGGCAGGUAUGUGAUUUUUCUUACCCAUAAGACUUGUUUCUUUCCAGCCAGAUAAGAGAGAGGCAUCUAACUCUUUAAUAUCUGUAAAUAUCUUUCUUUUGUAAAGUGUUUUAUGAACUGACUGCAUCACUACAGUGCUUUAUUUGUGGUGUUUAAUUUGAGAUUUUUUAUGAGCAGGAAACUUAUUAAAAACACAACCUCAGUAGACGCAGCAGCCUCACUUUGUGUUUUGUUUCAGUAGAUUAUGACAGGGUAUACUAAUAAUACAAAUGGUGUUUUAUAAUCUGUGUUUCAGGGAUGACUGCAGUAAUAUGUACCUACCCUCUGGACAUGGUCCGAUCAAGACUGGCCUUCCAGGUGACGGGGUAUCAUCGCUACACUGGAAUUAUAAAUGCCUUCCACACCAUCUACCUUAAGGUAGUUUGCUAGACUUUCAACCUUUUAAACAAACUUACAGAUUCUGCAAACUUUUAAGACUUUCAAGAAGCCUGUUAAACCUGUUGUUCUUUUUUUUUGUGUGUAGGAGGGGGGCGUUUUGGGCUUCUAUAGAGGACUCACUCCAACACUUAUUGGAAUGGCGCCCUAUGCAGGUGAUUACAGAGAUUUUGUUUCACAGUUUUAUACAAAAAUUGAAAUUCAUGAAACAACAAUAAAUGUUGCUCCUUAUUCAUGUGACCAGCAGUCUUUGUGUUGCAUCAGUUCGACUCUUAUGUCAACAAUCCUUUUUUUUUUGUCCCCAAGGUUUCUCAUUCUUCACCUUUGGCACACUGAAGAGCCUCGGCUUGAAACACUUCCCAGAACUCCUGGGGCAGCCCUCUUCUGACAACCCUGACGUUCUGGUUCUGAAAACCCAAGUGAAUCUGUUGUGUGGUGGGGUUGCGGGAGCUAUUGCACAGACAAUAUCGUAAGUGCUCCACGACUCACGUGAAAGAUGAGCUGACAAACAGAAAUGGAGUUUGUAUUGAUCCGGCUGAUUCGAAGAUGUUUGAUGUGACACAUUGUGUUUCUGUGUCUAGAUAUCCCUUGGAUGUGGCGAGGAGAAGAAUGCAGUUAGGAACCGUGCUUCCAGACGCUGACAAAUGCGUGUAAGUGUCGCUGAUGUUCCUGCUCACUGAUUUCUGCAGCACAGAGAGCAGGAACUGUAGAUGCUGAUACACAUUUGCCAUUAGAUUUUAAAAAGAAGGAUGGAUAAAAAAAGCAUUUACUGUUAUGUCGUAAUGUUGUUGGUAAUAAUAGAGACUAAAUCAGGUCGCAAAACACAGAGCUGAUAAACUUCAUUGUUCCACAUGUAGAAAAGUUUUCUCUUUUCCACAUAUUUAGUUUGCACUUUCCCCUGCUUAUGCAGAUUUGGUGUAGUUCCCUCCCUCUUGUAAUUUUCCAGAUUAAACCAAAAUUACAGGAUUUUCUGCCCAGGAAAUGUGACCCACAUGAAAUCCCAAAAAACACUUGAGUUCAGGGGGUAAAUAGCUGUGACUGUGAAGAACUGUUUAAUUUCUUUUCCAAGAGAAAUCUGUUUGAUUUUAGCAAAAACUGAACCGUUGAAUUUAAAUGAAACACUGGUGGCUGAUUGUGUUUUUGCUGUGUUGUGUUCAUACUUCCAGAGUUAAUUACCUCCAGUUAAUGAUACAGUUGUGCUGUAGAUAAAGUAUGAGCAAGUUCGCACAUUAUAAGAUACCCGCUCUCUUUUCAUGACAAAGUCUCAAAUCCAAAGACCACAUCUCACAAACUGUUCUCACUCAAAGUAAAGAUAAAACAAACACAUUGAAUUAAACAAGCCUUUUUGUGUUACAUCAUGUUUUCAACAGCUUUUAAGAUUUAAUUGCCACAUUUAGAUAAAAUAAAAAGUGUCCAUGUGUGUAUUCAUCUCUCUGUAGAUUAUUCUGAUUUUUAUCAUGUUCACAGUCUAUUCUGUUUGCUCUUGUAAUGGGUGUACUUUUCAUCGUAACAUUCUCACAGAAGCAUUUUAUGAGCUUGUUAUCUCUGGACAUUACACUCUGUGACACCAUAUUACUUGGUGUCUUGACAGUUGUGUAACGACUACUUCACUGGUAAUUCGUCAUUUUAAGACUGGCAUCAUGACUUUACCCUCGUUGUGGGUUAAUCUGACUUACUUUUGUGCCCCUUCAAUUCUGUCUGUCUCUGGGGUACAAAUACUGCACAGAUAAGUGGUGCUGUUCACUGUUUAGGACAAAUCUAAUAUUAUUAUUAAGCCCCAUAUAGAUGAGUUUUUUGUCAGCUCAACAUAAAUCUUAGGACUUUUCUUGUAAAGUGUUGGGAUAUUUGUAAGUGUUUGAUUCUUUUGUUUUUCCACCUGAACAGAACAAUAAAGAAGACCCUGACAUAUGUGUAUCAGACAUAUGGGAUCAAGAAGGGACUGUACCGCGGCCUCUCCCUCAACUACAUCCGCUGUGUCCCCUCCCAGGCCAUCGCCUUCACCACCUACGAGUUCAUGAAGCAGGUCCUCCACCUGAACUAG